Molecule: messenger RNA, 567 nt
Organism: Arctia plantaginis
Lineage: Eukaryota; Metazoa; Arthropoda; Insecta; Lepidoptera; Erebidae
Source: the annotation of a GenBank genome assembly
AUGGCCAAAACUGAACACACACAAACAAAAGUCUUUGAAGAAGUAGACAAGUACUUAGACGAGCAUGACAAUUUAUUGAAUUAUGAUUGCAUAUCAAAGCUACCUUAUCUCGAUGCUUGUAUUGACGAGACACUCCGGCUCUACCCAAGCUUGCCAAAUUUAACACGCGAAGUGAUGGAGGAUUACACUUUUCCGACAGGUCUUACUGUCGAGAAAGGUGUUCGUAUACAUCUAGCAGUUGGCCAUAUACAACGAAACGCUACAUAUUUUCCUGAACCAGAAAAAUAUCGUCCCGAAAGAUUUCUUCCAGAAGAAAAGCGUAAGAUGACGCCUUAUACAUACUUGUCUUUCGGGGAAGGCUUUAGGAUCUGCAUUGGUCAACGCUUCGCCAAAAUGCAAAUGAUGGCUGGAUUGGUGACGGUAUUCAAAAGUUACAAGGUGCAGCUAGCCGAGGGACAGCCCUCUACCUUAGUAUUUGAUCCACGAGUUGUAAUAAACCGACCUAGAAACGAUGUUUACCUGAAACUCAUUUCUCGAGAAAAUGAUCGUAGUUAUAAAAAAUUGUAG